This is a messenger RNA of Exaiptasia diaphana, 1993 nucleotides long. RefSeq lists its product as uncharacterized. Bases 120 to 1523 code for a protein of 467 amino acids. Lineage: Eukaryota; Metazoa; Cnidaria; Anthozoa; Actiniaria; Aiptasiidae. The transcript has a single exon. The record is from RefSeq and is a predicted model, not a curated record.
AUCACCGAACYGGGGAAUGGGCCCGAAUUUUUGUGUUACGACCACGCCUACUUUCUUGUCAAAGAACGGCCACGCUUUGAACUGAAUGUACUGUAACGUUCAUUCACGCUCUGUUUAAAAUGGAAAACCUCAAGUAUGAAUUCAAGCUCAAAAUUGGCAGUGAAGAAAGGUGCAUCAAGAUGUUUUUAACUUCAGAAGAAGUUACAAGUCUAGACUUUUCCUCGCUGAUGCAGAGAAUUGUCGAAAAAGCGCCAAGUCUUAUUGGCAAAGAAGUCGCUGUUAAAUAUUUAGACAUUCAAGAGGACUGGGUUGACUUGCAAAUAGAGGAUAUUGACUCAUUUAUUGAUAUGAUCGAGACAGCGAGGGAUUCUACCCGUGUAAAUUUAAAAGUGAUUCAAUUAAAGGUAAACAUGUUAUCCCUGACACCUCAAGAUGGCGGUAAAAAUCAAACGGGCAUGUCACAAAAGCGUCCAAGAGUAUCUCCUUCUCCUUCUCCUUCUUCUAAAUCUUUAGGAAGUAGUGCACAUGUAACCAAAAAGCCAAGGUCUCAUUCAGCAAAGAAACUUGCAUUCAACGACAGCACGGAAUCACUCGGCAAAACGUACACGUCUCCUACUGAAAAGUUCUUCGAGCGUCUUUCAAAGCAAAAGCAGAUCGCCGAAGAAACAGUUGAAAAAAAGCAACGUGAACUGAAUGAGCUUUUAAACACCUGUAAACCUCGAGUUUCUACAGCUUCUGGAACCAAAAAGCCUCCAGCAUGUUCAAUUUGCCAUUCAGCUGGGCAUAACAAAGCAAUUUGCAACUUCCCGCCUUGUCCCUCCGCGACUCAAUGUAAAGAUAUCAAACGACAUCCACAGGAAGAACAGACUGUUAAGAAAUUGCAGUCGGAGUUGAAGUCUUUAAAAAGUAAAACCAAGCAGUUAAAGGAAGAUAUUAUUUCUAAAAAGCAAUCUUAUGCCUCGUCGCUCAAUACGUUUGCAGCUAAAGUCCAGUCAAGUCUGAUUAAUACCAACCCUGAUAAGUAUCUGAGAAAGAAUCUUACUGGAGACUUUGUGCCAAACUGGCUGAUUAUAAAUACUGACAUUAGAAAGCUUGAAAAAAUCUGCAAGGGAAAGGUUCCAGAAACUUUUCAAAUGCAAGGGCUUAUAGCCAAGUAUGACGAAGGAUUUGAUUUUCUACAAGACACAGACAGYAAAGACCCUUCGACUUCUGUCUCGACGUCUAGGGCACAUCAUGUAAACCCCGUCGUGCGACUUUGGGAACAGAAAGGAAUUAAAUUCCCAGGGAGUGGAGUAAUUCCAAAYAGUACUGUGUCUUCCAAGCAUAAUUUUCCAUCUACUUUUGAGGAAKAAAAUCAUCUKCUAGAAUUAGCGMUAGAAGAGAGUUUAAGGUCACUCCCCGAGCAAGCACCACAAAAAGCCGAGACUGCAGUCACAUGCACGGAGACCGAAGGCAAAGAUCCCAGCGAGCCUGAUUACGGCCUAUCACUUCUCUUUACUGCAGCAAAUCUCUUGGACGACUGAACUAGUCAUGAUCACAUCUGAACAAUUUGUGUUAAAGCUGUUAUCUAAGUUUGUUGUUGUUAAAUCGAAAGUUUAAGCUUUUGUAUACUAGUAUUAUAAUUCGCAUGAAAAGAUACGCACAGAUAGAAUGAAAUAUAUGUUUUUUCACUGGUUUUUAUGGGAUAUCGAAAAAAAUUCGUAUAUUUUGAAGGACUUAUCCUUAGAAUAUCUAUCCAGGUGAAUUAGUAUACGCAUUCCUUUGUCCAGAGAUUGUUAUCAAGUUGCGUAUAUAAAUAAAUGUGUUUUCGAUUUUUCGUUGCGUUAAUUUGAUAAAAGACAUUUCAUUAUUUGUAUGUGCAACUAUUGCUCAUAUUAGAUAUUAUUGAAUGUCGAAUUCUCUUUUCGCUUUUAAUGCAUGUUUAAUCAUAUUCUGGUAUAUCAAAAGAAACAUACAACAGGAAUGAAAUGUACAUUUUCAAUUAUGUAAACAU